Carassius gibelio (silver crucian carp) is the source of this 6730-nucleotide messenger RNA. RefSeq names its product FH1/FH2 domain-containing protein 3-like. Lineage: Eukaryota; Metazoa; Chordata; Actinopteri; Cypriniformes; Cyprinidae. Gene Ontology annotation, cellular component: cytoskeleton; cytoplasm. Gene Ontology annotation, biological process: cardiac myofibril assembly; sarcomere organization; actin filament network formation. Bases 228 to 4727 code for a protein of 1499 amino acids. Gene Ontology annotation, molecular function: actin filament binding. The transcript is spliced from 28 exons. The record is from RefSeq and is a predicted model, not a curated record.
UUUCCCCGCAGCUUCUCCAAGUUCAGCAGCUAGUGACACACGGACUGUAGUCUCGCGCUCAGCUCGGGAUAACGGACAGAGCUGCUUCUGAUCGCUCUGUAUCUCCAGAUCAUUUCCGCGCAUCUGUCAGCGAGACUCGGACGCGGAUCCGCAGAGGGACGGUGUUGUUGUCGUUACCGGGGACAGGACGGGCUUGGAAACGGCGGUGAUCCGUGAAUGGAUGCAUCAUGUCUUCGUUUGUGUGCCGCGUUCAGUUUCUCGACGACACCGAUCCGUUCAACAGCACGAGCUUCCCGGAGCCGACCCGAGCUCCUCUCUACACCUUCAGAGAAGAGCUGCCUCUGAUCGAGCAGAUCGCGGGGGUCCACAGGCUCCUCGGGGCCCCUCACAAGCUGGAUGACUGCGCUCUGCAGCUCUCUCACACUGGAGUGUAUCUGGAUCUGGAGUCGACUCUGGAUGAGCAGAGAGAUGAACUCGAGGGAUUUCAGCCUGAAGACUGCGCAGGGAGGGGAAAGAAGCACAGUGUGAUCUUACGCACUCAGCUGAGCGUCCGUGUUCACGCGUGUAUCGAGAAGCUGUAUAACUCCAAUGGCCGUGACCUGAGGAGGGCGCUGUUUUCCCUCAAGCAGAUAUUCCAGGACGAUAAGGACCUGGUUCAUGAGUUCGUUAUGGCCGAAGGUCUGACGUGUUUAGUUAAGGUCGGCGCUGAAGCGGAUCAGAACUACCAGAACUACAUCCUCAGAGCUCUGGGUCAGAUCAUGCUGUAUGUGGACGGGAUGAACGGGGUCAUAGGUCACACCGAGACCAUCCAGUGGCUCUACCUGCUCAUCGGUUCAAAGUUUCGUCUGGUGGUCAAGACAUCUCUGAAGCUACUGCUGGUGUUUGUUGAUUAUUCAGAGUCCAACGCACCGCUGCUCAUCCAGGCCAUCAACACUGUGGACUCUAAGAGAGGCUGUAAGCAGUGGUCAAACGCCAUGGAGAUUUUAGCAGAGAAGGACGGUGUGGACACAGAGCUGCUGGUCUAUGUGAUGACCCUCAUUAACAAGACGCUGACGGCGCUGCCCGAUCAGGACUCCUUCUAUGAUCUGGUGGAUGUUCUGGAGGAGCAGGGCAUAGAGAGUGUGUGUAAGCGUUAUCUGGGCCGUAAGGGAACAGAUCUGGAUCUGCUGGAGCAGCUGAGCAUCUACGAGGCCACUCUGGGGCACGAGGACGGCGUAGAAGAUACUCGCCUCGACAGACGGACAGAGGGGCGGGGCUUGCAGAGACGCCGCAGCCACAGGCAUUCAAUGGGCAGAUCAGGCCACGCCUCCACACUCAGUCCCGCCUCCAAACACAGCACAAACUUCCAGGAGCUCAACGAGAGAGCUCGUGUGAUGCAUAAAAAUCUUCCGGUGAUCACAUCAGAGCACAGCAGCAAACUCACACCUGAGGAGGGGGAGGAGCUGAGGAAGGCCCCAGAGGCCCCGCCCCCUCCUUGCUCCGCCCAGCCGUCGCUCCUAGCCAAUCUGCUGGCACACCGCCGCUCAUCCGUCAGCGUGCCACCGUCCAAUGAGAUCAGCCCUCUGCAGCGAGGCUCCGCCCACCUGCCGUACCUGCCCCACUCGCCCUUCUUCCUGUUCUCCUACGAUCUGGAGGAGCAGGAGGAUCAGAAGAGCAGCAGGACGUCCUCCACAGCAGCCAAACAACACAAUGACCGGCCUGCUGUGGAUGGCCUGCUGUCGUCCUCGUACCGUCAGCAUCAGGAGUCUCUGGCGGCGGAGAGAGAGAGACGACGUGUGGAGCGAGAGGAGCGACUGCAGCGCAUCGAGAGAGAGGAGCGCAACCGACACAGCCGGGACUAUGUGUCCAACAUGGAGGAGGCCCGACACGCUCGAGAGGAGAGGUUUCGGACGGCCGAGCGACUGGCGGACGAAGAGUUUGAGCGAGAGCGAAUACGUUCUGCGGCUCGAGGUCUCAGCCUCACUCUGAGCCCGACGGACACCUGUCAAUCAUCCCGCAGUGCCACGCCCUCGCCUGUGACAUCACAGGACGAGCAGGACACGCCCAUCACGUCGUACCCGCCCUCUGAACCAGACACCAAUGAUCUAGAACCACACGUGGAGGCCAGUCUAGAACCCGAGGAGAAGGACGUAGAACCCAGAGAAGAACAGGAAGUGGAAGAGAUGAGUGCUGAACAGGAAGUGGGCGGAGCCGAGGAGAGGGCGGAAGAGGAAGAGGAGGGGUCUGAAAGGGAAGCGCCGGAUGGAGAAGCGGAGGACAGCGGGAUCUUGAGUGAUAAAGAACGACAGAACGAAGAAGUGAACGAGAAGGACAACUGCUCGGCCUCCAGUAUAUCAUCAGCCAGCAGCACACUGGAGAGAGAGGAUGGACCCCCUGCAGGAGCCGAGACGGGUCCGUGGCCUCAGAGCGUCAGAAACGUGAAUGAACAACGAAACAAGAUCCUCGACAGCAAGCUCUUCAUACUGGACAUGCUCUACUCGCAGAGCAAGAAACCCUCGGAGGAAGACGAGGACGAAGACGAGCUGGCCGAGGACAAGGAACGAGACGCAAAGGAGAAGGCUGAGGAUUCGUCGCAGGACGCGACACCUCGGGAAGAGAACGAUGCUCGGCACGAAGAAGACAAGAAAGUGGAGAACCAGAGCAACGUGCGAGCGUUUGCCGAGCGCUUCGGAGACAUCGUGAAGGGUCUCACCUCUCCACCAAUAGAAACACAGGAACCUCCUCUCCCUCCUCCUCCGCCAGCUCCGAAGAAAGAGUCAGACUCUAUCUGGGACCAGCUGAUGGCGAGUCCGCGGGAUCUGCGCAUCGGUGACAUCGACUUCACCGAUCUAGGAGACGAGGAUGACCAGGAUGUCCUUGACUCUGGGAGUUUAUACAGCUCUGGUGAUCUGCUGGCUCCGCCCCCUCCACCACCGCCCUGCCCCUUUAAUCUCCCAGCUCCGCCCCCUAUGUUCGGCUGUCCUCCGCCCCCUCCCAUGUUCAGCAUCCGCGUGCCUCCGCCCCCUCCCUGCUUCUCCAGCCAGGCUCCGCCCCCUCCUCAGCAGCAGGCGGAGCAACCUCCACUCUUCCAGAAGAAGAAGAAGACCAUCCGCUUGUUCUGGAGUGAAGUCCGUCCCGCCGACUGGAUUUACCGCAAUCACAAACGCAGCCAAGAGUCGCUCUGGUCCAGACUUGAACCUGUCAAAGUUGACACGGCUAAACUCGAACACCUGUUUGAGAGCAAAUCCAAAGAGAUGCCCGUGACUAAGAAAGUGGCAGCGGAUGGGAAGCGGCAGGAGAUCAUCAUUCUGGACUCCAAACGCAGCAACUCCAUCAACAUCGGUCUGACGGUUCUUCCCCCGCCACGCACCAUCAAAACCGCCAUACUCAACUUUGACGAGUACGCGCUCAACAAAGAGGGCAUUGAGAAAAUCCUGACAAUGAUUCCUACGGAAGAAGAGACACAGAAGAUCCAGGAAGCUCAGCUAGCAAAUCCUGACAUUCCACUGGGCAGCGCGGAGCAGUUCCUGCUGACCCUGUCCUCCAUCAGCGAGCUCUCAGCACGCCUGCAGCUCUGGGCCUUCAAACUCGACUAUGAAGCCAGCGAGAAGGAAGUGGCCGAGCCACUACAGGACCUGAAGGAGGGCAUGGAUCAGCUGGAGAAGAACAGAACGCUGCGCUUCAUCUUAUCGACCCUGCUGGCGAUUGGAAACUUCCUAAAUGGCUCCAGCGCCAAAGGGUUCGAUCUGACAUAUCUGGAGAAGGUUCCUGAGGUGAAGGACACGGUUCAUAAGCAGUCGCUCCUGCUUCACGUCUGCAGCAUUGUGGUGGAGAACUUCCCCGAGAGCACAGACCUGUACUCUGAGAUCGGCGCUGUCACACGCUCCGCAAAGGUGGACUUCGACCAGCUGCAGGAGACUCUGACUCAGAUGGAGUGGCGCUGCAGAGCAUCAUGGGACCACCUCAAAGUCAUCGCAAAGCAUGAGAUGAAGCCGGCACUGAAGCAGAAGAUGUCGGACUUCUUAAAGGACUGCGCUGAGAGAAUCAUUAUCCUCAAAACUGUCCACCGCAGGAUCAUGAACAGGUUUCGCUCAUUUCUACUGUUCCUGGGUCAGCCGAUGUACAGUGUUCGUGACAUCAGCGUGACUCGGUUCAGUAAACUGCUCAGUGAGUUUGCUCUAGAGUAUCGCACCACACGAGAGCGUGUCCUCCAGCAGAGACAGAAGCGCGCCGAUCACAGAGAGAGAAACAAGACGAGAGGGAAGAUGAUCACAGACAUCAACACACAGACGGAUGAUGAAGAGGACAGUGAGGUGGGUCGUGUGUGUGUGAGCAGCAGCAGUAACGCUCCUCCUGUCGAGCCGCAGAUCGAGCCGCAGAGUUUGUGUCACGCUGAAGAAGCAGCUGAACACGAGCAGAUGAAGGCCGUGCUGAAGAGCAGCCUACAGAGAGGAGACAAUGACAGCACCGGAGCGAGGGUCCUCAGGACACGCACACGCCCCAGCAGAGGCCGCACUGCAUGGACUGCAGCGACCGAAGAGUCUCAGUGCACGACAGACGACGCUGCAGACGAGAUCAUGGAGAGAAUCGUACGAUCAGCCACUCAGAGUCCCAGAGAACGAACGCAACCCCGUGAACGCCGCCGCUCUCGCGUGAACCGCAAAUCACUGAGGAGGACUCUGAAAGGCGGUCUGACCGCAGAAGAAGCUCAAGCGCUGGGAUUGGACACAUCAGAGAUGCCGUUGUAAUGGGACGUCCCGUCCAAAGCACACUGAUGCUGUUGACUUCAGCAGAACUCAUCUCAAGAUAACAGAAAAUUCAACAUACCACAGUAAAAACAUGGUUUAAUAAUGAAACAGCUGCAGAAUCUUUCACUGGUCACAUAUACAGCAAAGCUCCGCCUCCACACUGUGUGUUUGCUUCUAAGCCACGCCUCCUUGUUACAUACACGCCUCACCAGCCAACUGCAGGCCGUCACUGUGAUGAUGUAAAAUCCCUUUACAGUUUAGUUUAAUGAAAGGUAAGAUAAGAUGUUUUUACCCCGACUGAACACUAUCUCAGGGUUUGACUGUCAUUUUAUGUUCGCAUCGGUCAGAUCAGUGAAACUGUGCUCUGAUACUUUGGAUUAUUUAUUGUUAAAUGUACAAAAUGAAGGGACGACUUUCAACAGAUAUUUAACGUGUGUAUAUUUUAAAUCCUACAAGCCUAGAUGUUGUUUUCAAACAGUAAAAAUCCUUUAAAACACAAACAGACUCUUUUGUGCAGUUCAGUUUUAUAUCUUUAACCCUCAUAAUUCAGAAGAAAUAUAGAAAGAUAUUUAAACAAUGCAUAGUUUUUAGUAAGGGAACCAAACUUUGCAGAUGCGUUAAGAUCCUUGAAAUACACAUAGUUUAUUUUUUUCCAUUUUUUUUUUUACAGUUAUUCUUUCAGAGAUAUAAUGCGUUUCGUGUUCGGGUCAUUUUUGACCCGGUUUGUAUGGAUUACCAUAAAUGUCACAAAUAACCUUCUGUAAAAUAAUAUAUGAAGUUAUAUUAGUGUCAAAAAACAUUAGUAAAAUAUUUUUUAGCCUUUUCCCUCAUAUCUCAUGUAUUUCUGGUUUUGUGAACAUGAAUAUGUGGUGAUUAUUGACCACUGCAGCAUGAAACACUGACCAUUUUAAAUCCGAAGUGAAGGUUUAUGCAAGUCAAAUUAAUCGGUUUUCAUACAAUUUGGACUAUUCAUGAGAUUAAUUUAAAGGAAUUUAUUUAAAUCCUGUUCAUUCCCAAUUUUAUUUUUAUUUUUUUUCAUACAAUGAUAUUUUCCAAUAAAAUAUCUCAUCAAUAUUGAAAAAAUACACAUAAAUAUUUUGCAUCCCAGUAUUUUUGGUCUGGUUCAUGUGUAAUUUGAAAUGACAAAGAAUUUCUCAAUUUUUUAAAGGGUUAAAUGCAGUAAUAACUUGGUAACAUUCAGAACAUAGAUUUUUUUUCCGCAUUCAUGAGAAAUUGCUAAUGAGAUACAAUAUGGUUUUUAGUUAAAAACAUUAAGGUUAUAAAAAUACCCAGGAUAUGAAAAUAGUAUCAGAUAUUGAAUGCAUUGUGAGGGUUAAAUGACAUGUAUAAAUGUUUCUUGUUUUGGUCCUCUGGUAAGCAUCUUUUGUUUGAGAUGUGAGUGUUUUAUAGCAAACUUCGAUGUGCCUUUGACACAGAAGGAACUACAGUUAAUCACUCAUUCAUGUUUCUGAGAUCUUUAAUAGAAACCCAGAGGCUUUUAGGAUACUCUUAGUUUUAUUUUCAGAUCGUCUGAGAGUUUUUGUUCAUGCUGUUAUGAAAACCAUAAAGUUGCACCUUAAUGUCCAUUAUUAUUAUUAUUAUUAUAUGAGAAAACAAGACUUUAUAAGAUUUGUAUGAGCUCUACAUCAGAUGUAUUUUGUCUCCAAAAAAUAGUUCUAAAUGUACAAAAAGGUGAAAGUAUUUUUGACGAUGAACUAAUCUGUAAAUGUUAAUGCCCUUUUGUUUUCUUUUGUACAUGUUAAUUUAAGAAAGACAAUUGAAGCCAUAAACGCCUUUUAUUUCAGAACACGGAACUCACACGAUCCACUCGUCUGUUUUUAGCUGCUGAAACAUCAAUAAUGAUUAGUUUUUUUUUUUUUUUUUUGUUUUUUGAGCACAUGAAAUCUGAACUCAUUUUGCAGAAUUGAAGUCCUUGUACUGUAACUUUUUUCACUUUGAUCUGCAUGUGUCACACCCUGCAAUAAAACCUUUCUGAAAUAAGA